CCCCCGCGACGACUUUUACGUCACAUCCACUGAGGGUGCGUACCGAGGAGUCUCGUGCGUUCGGUGCUCGGUGUGUUUGGAGGGCACGUGUCACCGCGGACAUGCUGAAGCUCGUCCAGGUGUGUGUCCGCCGCCAGGUGUGGAGGAGCGUUUGUUCUUCAGCCCGCCGCCUCAAUGCCGCGUCCGGAACGGGCGGAGCCAGGACGCGGCAGGGAGUCCAGAGCUGCACGGUCGACCCGGAAGUAGAGGAACAGUUCGUGUUCGUAGACUGUACAGAUCCAGAGGAGGACCCCCAUCAUGAGGAGAGAGACUUCCUUCGUACCCUGAGCCUCUCCCCUGUGGAGCCUCUCAGUCCUGGUCCUGGUCCUGGUCCUGGUCCUCAGAAGCAGCUGAGGUCUCUGCAGCGUCAGCUGCAGGUGUUGCAGGACUGGAGGCCCCAGGAGGCCGAGCCGGACUCGUUGGUCCAGUUCCAUGAUGUGGACUUCCCCCUGGACCAGAGCCUGGUGGCGGCUCAGAAGAAGAAGAAGAAGAAGAAGGUGGGGGGGGAACAUAAAGUCUACGGGACGCCUGACGUGGACCAGCCCGUCAGUGACACUUGCUGCUCGGGUUGCGGCGCCCUGCUGCACUGCACCUCCAGCUCAGCCCCCGGGUACCUGCCCAGCGAGAAGUACAAGGUCCUGGUCCAGCAGGGGGGUCUGAGAGGGGCCACCUGCCAGCGCUGCCACCUCCUGACCCACCACCACAAGGCCCUGAACCUCAAGCUGUCCAAGGACCAGUACCGGGACGUGGUGCAGCAGAUCCGGCCCCUCAAGGCUCUGGUGCUGCUCAUCGUGGACCUGCUGGACCUGCCUGACUCCAUCGUCCCAGACCUGCCGGACCUGGUGGGGACCAACAAACACAUCCUGGUCCUGGGGAACAAGGCCGACCUGCUGCCCAGGGACGCGCCCGACUACCUGCAGCGGAUCAGGGGCCAGCUCUCUCAGUACUGCUGCGACGCCGGCUUCGGGGGCCAGGUCACCGGCACGCACCUGAUCAGCGCCAAGACUGGGUACGGCAUCGAGGACCUGAUCUCCAGCCUGCAGAGGUCCUGGAGGUACAGCGGGGACGUGUAUCUGGUGGGCAGCGCCAACGCCGGAAAGUCCACGCUCUUCAACACCCUGCUGGACUCCGACUACUGCAAGACCAGAGCCUCAGACCUCAUCCACAAGGCCACCAUCUCACCAUGGCCCGGGACCACUCUGAACCUGCUCCGGUUCCCCAUCAUCAACCCGACUCCGUCACGGAUGUUCAAACGUCAGGAACGACUGAAGGAGGAGGCGGAGGAGGAGGAGCUGCCACCAGACGAAGUCAAGAGGCUGAAACGCUUCAGCCGCCACGGAUACCUAGUGGGUCGCGUGGGAAGGACGUUCCGAGCUGGUGGAACCAGGAGGACUGAGAUCCAGUUCGACCCGGACCAUCUGGCUUUUGGAGAACUGGAGGAUGGAGACAUGACGCCAAGCCCCCCGGCUGACAGGCUGAUUGACGAGCUGAGCUUUAACGAGGUGAAGGAUGCUCAUUGGUUGUACGACACUCCAGGAAUCCUGAAGGAGCAGGACAUCCUCAACCUGUUGACCGAACAGGAAGUGAUGUCAGUGGUUCCCACCCAGGCCAUCGUGCCCCGGACCGUGGUUCUGAAACCCGGAAUGAGUCUGUUCGUUGGAGCACUGGCCCGGAUUGACUUCCUGCAGGGGGACAAGUCCUGCUGGUUUUCAGUUGUGGCCUCCAGUCGGGUCCCGGUUCACGUCACCAGUGUUGAUAAAGCUGAUGCUGUUUACGAGAAACAUGCUGGACACGUCCUGCUGGGGGUGCCUACAGGAGGCUCGGAGAGGAUGAAGGAGUUCCCGGCGCUGGUUCCUCAGGAGUUUCGUCUGGAGGGUGGAGGUUACCUGGAGGCUGUAGCUGAUGUCAAACUGUCCUCUGCAGGCUGGGUGGCGGUGACUGCUGCCAGAGGAGACCAGCUGGUGUUAAAGGUCCACGGUCCGGCGGAGGUCGGGUUCGGUCUGAGGACGCCGCCUCUGCUUCCCCACGUUGUCUCUCUGAAAGGAAAACGCAUCAGGGGCUCGGCCGCCUACAAACCCAUGAAGACACUGGGUCUGCAGGACGGAGGACUGAGGAUGCAGCUCAGCAAGAGAAAGAAGAAGAAGUGAGACUCAUCAGCUGUGUUUCCAUGGAGACGGCGUCUGAUCUGAGUGACAUCCCAUAAUAAACCUGGGAGAAGGGCUGGAGGCAGUGAAAGGAGCCACGACACUGGGGUAAAAUAACACUAAAAACUGGUCUCACCCGCCCCCCUUAGCUCCCUGGGUUCACACCUGAUGUGGUUCUGAGGUCUGGACCGGUUCAGAACAGAUGAGAACGAACCAAACUGGAGCGAACUUCAGUUUCUACAUAUUCACAGAACUGCUGCAGCGUCUGUGUCUUUCUACAUUUCUUGAUAAAAACGCAGCCAAACCUUUUCAGUGAGUGAAGCUGGAUGAGCUGUAAAGGUGACGAGGAGCAAACGUGUUGUAGAAUAACCAGAUCCUGACGUCCAGAGGACAGAGGACAGAGGACACGUCCCUCAUGGGUUUUAAGAUUAUUGUGAACAUUAACAGCUGAUUGUUUGUGUUGAUGUCAGAGGUCCACGUCCACGUUAUGAUGCGGAUGUUUUUGGUUUAUUUCCAGAGGGAAUGAAGAGGAAUCAGGUUUAAAAUGUUGUUAUCUGUCAUAACUUUAAUGUUUUAUUAUAUCAUAGUUUAUAGACCUGAAACCACCUGUUCACCACCAGCUCCAGUAUCAGUGUCUGUCUCCUGGAUGCUUUACUUUUAUAUCACAUAUUUAUCUAAUAAAUCCUUCAUCGUCAGACAUGUUUCAUUCCUCUGAGGAUGAAGCCUCCAGGGUUCAGGUCUAAUCUGACCUUUGUCUCUAAAAUAAAGAAGAACGUUAACAUGA
This is a messenger RNA of Mugil cephalus (flathead mullet), 2967 nucleotides long. Its product is annotated as nitric oxide-associated protein 1-like. Bases 102 to 2186 code for a protein of 694 amino acids. Lineage: Eukaryota; Metazoa; Chordata; Actinopteri; Mugiliformes; Mugilidae. Gene Ontology annotation, molecular function: GTP binding. The record is from RefSeq and is a predicted model, not a curated record. The transcript has 9 exons.